GUAAUUUUUUUCCCUUCAACCACCGUCUCCCUCUCUUAUAGGUGAAAACCAUGACUGACCCUGUUGAUGGUACUGAGCAAUCAGACCUUGACAGAGAACUUUGUAUUAAGUGUGUCACCUCAGUCACACAGGACAGCAUCUAUAUCGACAAGGAAACUUCUUUCCCUGUCCAUCUGUUUUCUGGAGAAUUCAUGCCUUACACAGGAGACUUGUUGCUGGUUGAGUAUUCCAUGAAGACAGGCACGUCAAACACGAACAUCCACACCGUGAGCCCCUUAAGCUCCCAGAAUAUGGAUGAGGUCUGUGUUACCAGUACUGAUGGAAAAACUGGUGUGGUGGAAUCCUGUGUCUUUUUUACUGUGGAUUCCCUCCAGAAGCCUACUGAUUAUACUCCGGGAUUGUAUGACAUCGUGAAUGUGGUUGCUGUGGACAGCAUUCAACCACACUGUUCUUGGAGAGCAGUAUCAAUGAUCCCAGUGGAAAUGUAAAUUGACCAAGCCUUGUAAUUCACUAUUAUUUCGAAGGCUCUGGGUUAAUAAAACAAAAUGAGCAUGUAAUC
Peromyscus maniculatus bairdii (prairie deer mouse) is the source of this 559-nucleotide messenger RNA. Its product is annotated as cancer/testis antigen 55-like. Lineage: Eukaryota; Metazoa; Chordata; Mammalia; Rodentia; Cricetidae. The record is from RefSeq and is a predicted model, not a curated record.